Messenger RNA from Porites lobata, 1533 nucleotides. The record is from the annotation of a GenBank genome assembly. Lineage: Eukaryota; Metazoa; Cnidaria; Anthozoa; Scleractinia; Poritidae.
AUGACGCCUAAGUAUAUCCGAUUUCCCGUCACAGACGUGGAGUGUUUGGCGGCCAUGGCGACGUUCAACGAUCAACCAAUUCCAAAUUGUGUUGGCACCAUAGAUGGCAGUCACAUAAGGAUCAUUCGUCCCCAUAAUUACAGUACUGACUACUAUAAUUUGAAAGGCUAUUAUUCUGUUUUGUUACAAGCCGUCUGUGACGGGAACUGCAAAUUUUUAAGUCUGAGCUGUGGACACCCAGGAUCGAUACAUGACGCGACGAUGAUGCGAAUAUCCGGGUUUACGGGCAAGUCCUUGCAAAGAUGUAAGCUAAUGUUUUAGCUUACAAACCUUACUAAUGAGUGUUUUUUUUUAAAGAAAUCUGACAUUCAUGUUGUUACUUACAUUGAAUUUGAACAAGUGCUGCUCACUAUUUAGUAAAUUCUCUGCAGAUUUGUUUUUCCAUUUUUACCCAAAAAUAAAUACAACUUUUUUCACUGUUGAAACAUACACCAGUUUUAGUAUAAGGUAGUUAUUUCUGCCUUUCAAUAAGCACUGUAGUCUGCAAAUACAGUGUACCCCUGGGGGCACUUUUGAGAAGCUUGGUAGGGGUGUGCUCCUGAAGCUUUCAAACCCUGACGUUGUUUACAUGUAAGUCAAGACCAUUCAGUUUGCUACCCUGUUUAAGACAAGAGACCAUUUUCAUACUCCCUUUUCAUUUCAUUUUGAGUGUUCAGGCCAGACCUUAGAUAUCACGUCCUCCUCGAUCCUUGCAGGAGAAGACAACAUGUUAAGAGAAGACUCGGGGAGGCCAUCAACAUAUUUUGUUGGUCUCAUGCAUUGAACAGGGACAGUAGUUACAAGUUAAAACCCGGGCCAUUUUUUUUGGAAAUCCGUUGCAGUGUCCCCUCCCCCACUCUAUACAGUAUUGAUAGUUAAGAAAAAUUGUGAAUACAUGGGUUCAACAUUGUUUGUGGGGUAGGGGGAAGAGAUGGACGCAUGAUUGUGUAAUUUUAAAAAUUUCUACAAAUACAAGAAUGUUCGGGGACUUUCGUCCAUGAUUGUAGGUCCAUUUAUGGUACAUGUUCUGGCAAUCUCAAGUGUAGCAUUCGUCUUAAACAUUAGUUUUAUCAGUAAAUUCUCAUUUUUUGUGUCUUCUGCUCGUACGUGUAACUCUUUUAAAGCACAUAUAUAGGCACUAAACCAUACAUUCUUUUAUACGCAGUCCUGGCCCCGCGGUUGUUCAAAAGCUGGAUAGUGUUAUCCAUGUGAUAAUUUUGAUCACUAUCCAGUGUAUAAGUGUUGUGGAAACCAUUUGAGUUAUCCAAUGGAUUGUGAUUUAUCCGGUGGAUAGCAUUAUCCUCGUUUUGAACAGCUGGGGCCUGAUCGAUUAAGUAACUUAUUGUUGAAGCAUUUUACUCUUAUAGGUGCCUCAACAAAACUUACCAGGGCUUACCACUUGUGAUUCUUGGCGAUAGUGAAUAUACCAAACUUCCAUGGCUGCUUGUUCCAUAUGCUGGAACAAACAUUACCCAAGCUAAUUGGGUCAAUUGA